UACGGUGUUGCAGUCAAAUAUUGUACAUAGUUCUCAAAACCCCAUGAAGAUUUUUUUGGCUAGAAAACAACCCCAUGAGGAUUUAAUGGACUCUGUUGCUCUACAUCUUUCGGUGCCAAGAGAAGACAGAGUCAAAGACAGACAAUGGGUUUGGGUUUUAGGCUGAACCUCAAGUGUGGCUUUCCUGUUCAUUCUUCUUACUGGCAAACCACUUCCCCUUCGAAGCUUUCUUCAACUUCUGUUAGAGGCAGGGAGGGCUCUUUCAACUCAGCAAGGUUGUCCUUUCUGUCUGUUAUUUCUGAGGAAGGUGAGGCUUCUAGUAAAGAUCCUCUGAAAGUGUACACUUGUCCAUCUGCUUCCCCACAAAUCUUAGAGGAUGGUGUCUCAGAAAUGGAAGAGGCAGCCUUUAGGAGGGUGCCAAAGAGUAUUAGUGACAACCGGAUGCCUGUUGCAGAAGGCAAGUUUAUAUCCAGUAAAGGCUUAGAAGCAUGCACGGCAUCUCAUUUUAGUUUGUUACUGCAAAACCUUAAUGUUUUGGAGGAGACUUUUGCUACUUCAAAUGUGUUAAAGUUGGAGAAAGAGAUUCUUUUGCAACUAGCAAGGCUUGGGGCUCUAAAGUUAUUCGAUAUCUGUCUAUCAAGAACUCUUAAAACCUCAAGCUUUUUGGAUUUGUCUGACAUACCUACAGUACCGGUUGAAGAGGGUAAGAUGGAGAGAAAAGAAGAUAACAACGUAUUCGAGAUUAUUGUUCGUUCUGGGAAAAAGGAAGAAAGAAGAUCAAGAAAAAGAACAUCAGAUAAUGCCAUAGUGUCUUCUAAUUCAUUGCCUCCAAAAACAAUUUGGAAAGGUCUUAAAAAUCCUACUCUUUCAUCAGGAAAAAGAGCAUCAAAUUAUAGAAGUAGAAGACUGACCAUUUCUAAAAAUGAGGCAGAAAUGUCAAUCGGGGUUAAGGUGAUCGCCGACUUGGAGAGAAUUAAAGAAACUUUGGAAAAGGAAACUGGUAAAGUAGUGACCUUAAGGUGCUGGGCAGAAGCAGCUGGAGUUCAUGAAAGGGUGCUGCUACAGCAUUUGCGUUUUGGUUGGUAUUGCCAGGAUGAGCUUAUGAGGAGCACUCGUUCCUUAGUUCUAUACCUUGCUAGAAACUAUAGAGGGCUAGGGGUAGCCUUGGAUGAUUUAAUUCAGGCUGGAAACCUGGGUCUCCUGCAAGGUGCAGAAAGGUUUGAUCACUCAAGGGGUUAUAGAUUCUCAACCUAUGUUCAAUACUGGAUAAGGAAAUCAAUGUCAAGAUUGGUGGCACAGCAUGCUAGGGGGGUCCAAAUUCCUUUCACACUAAGCAAGGCAAUAAAUCAGAUACAGAAAGCUCGAAAAGCCAAUUACAACAGCCACAUGAAAUACCCAGAUGAUGAGGAAAUUGCAAAGAUUACAGGUCUUUCUUUGGCGAGAAUCAGAUCAGCUAGUACAUGUCUGAGAGUUGUGGGUUCGGUAGAUCAUAAAAUGUGGGAAAGCUCUGAUGGGACAUAUAUGGAAUUUACACCAGACACAUCACUAAAGAGCCCUGAAGAAACUGUCAUGAGGCAACACAUGAAAAAGGACAUUCAUGAUCUGCUGAAAGGGUUGAAUUUGAGAGAGAGGCAAGUGUUGGUACUGCGAUACGGGCUAAACAACUACGACCCCAAGUCACUUGAGGAGAUUGGCAGACUUUUCCAUGUGAGCAAGGAGUGGAUAAGGAAGAUAGAAAAGAAAGCUCUGAUGAAGCUGAAGGUUGAAGAAUCCCACAAAUACCUAAGCCAUUACUUGAAUAACUAGUAGGUUCAGAGUAACAUGGAAAGAAAGCAAGCCAUCCUUAGUUUCUCUAUCAGAAGCAGUAGCCCGGGCAAAUUAGUCAAUCAUAUGCUGACAACUAUAGCUACUCGCUGGUAGAGAUUGAAGGAUACAGAAAAUCAUGGGUUACCUUCUCUUAUUUCCCCAUCAAAAUUGCAGCUCACAACUCUACCAUGGGAAUUUUUGUUGCUCUCAUGCGAAGAUUACAAUGUUGUAUGUUAGCAUUCUUUCAUUUCCCUCGGCGUGCUGGGGAAGAAUUGCAUGUGCUGAUUGUUCUUUCAAGCCUCUUUUUUUCUUUCUUUUUCAGUUAACAGUGUAUAGUAUAGAGGUGUGUAUUGUAUUCUCGUCACCACGGGUACAUAUUAAUGAUCUGAACUAGUGUUUACACA
This is a messenger RNA of Prunus mume (Japanese apricot), 2210 nucleotides long. It is a transcript of the gene SIGC, whose product is annotated as RNApolymerase sigma-subunit C. The record is from RefSeq and is a predicted model, not a curated record. Lineage: Eukaryota; Viridiplantae; Streptophyta; Magnoliopsida; Rosales; Rosaceae. Gene Ontology annotation, biological process: DNA-templated transcription initiation; regulation of DNA-templated transcription. Gene Ontology annotation, molecular function: DNA-binding transcription factor activity.